AUGCCAUGCAUUAGUCAACUUUUUACACGAAAAUGGGGUAGAAAAGAGCACCAUAGUUUUUGUAAGAGUCCAUGUAGUGCUACAAUUGUAUUAGACGGUCAUCAGAAAGCAACGCGAAGAGUUUGUGCAAUUAAAAAUAGCACAGUUCCUAGUAUUGACGGAUCUAUUCGAAAUAUAAAGGUAGGAUGUUCGGCUACUCCAGCUUACAAAAGUAAAAAAUGUCAGAUACAUUCUUCAACUGAGGAAAGUAGUAGUAGUAACAAUAAUAGCAACAGUAAAUCGCAGCCGUCAAGCACACGAGAGUCACGGAUUCGUCACUACGUUCGUGGGCGAUGGGGAUCUCAAAAACCUCAAUUUAAUCUUCGUUGUAAAACUUUAAAAUCCUUACAGUAUAAACGUAUUUUACAUCGCACUUCUGGUAUAAUAGCCGCAGCAUAUAAUUGUGGAUUCAUUUGUAGUCUGCAUGAGUUAUUCGGAUGCGAAUCUAUCACACAAUUUAUGACGAUGCUUGUCACCUAA
This is a messenger RNA of Adineta ricciae, 519 nucleotides long. NCBI's taxonomy places the organism in Eukaryota, Metazoa, Rotifera, Eurotatoria, Adinetida, Adinetidae. The record is from the annotation of a GenBank genome assembly.